Molecule: messenger RNA, 774 nt
Organism: Sarcophilus harrisii (Tasmanian devil)
Lineage: Eukaryota; Metazoa; Chordata; Mammalia; Dasyuromorphia; Dasyuridae
Product: basic salivary proline-rich protein 1-like
Exons: 3
Coding region: 1-774 (257 amino acids)
Source: RefSeq, a predicted model, not a curated record
AUGGGGCCUCAGCAGCUCCAGCCCACUCCCCUGGUCUCCAGCCCCUUCCCCCGUGGCUCCCCUGUGGCCGCCCCUCCCCCUGGCAGUGCCCUCAGUGCCCCUCACCAAGUGUGGCGGGGAGGGCCCGAACAGGAAGGGCGGCGCUUUCGGGGAUCUAGGAGAAACCAUGGCGAGCGGUUUUGGAACCCCGCCUCCCCACAGGCCUUCCGGACAGGGCCUGGCCUUUUCCUUUCGGCAAGGUCGGGGUUCCUGUCCCCAGGAGGGGCGGGACCCCACCUGCCGCCCACUCUGCCCUCCCUCCCCUGGGGCCCUGGUGGGGGCCCACCCCAGGAUCAGAGGUCAGUCCCAGCCUCCUCCCCCAGGACUUUGCCCCCAACCCUCGUGAUGAGCUCAGACUGCUGGAGGCCCCGGAGGACAGAGCAGCAGGGUCGGAGCCCGGGGGCCGGGCCCCCAGCCUGCGCCCCCACUGAGACCCAGCCCCGGCUGACCAGGACCUCUGGCUUCUGGGCCCCAAACCCCCUGGCAGCCUCUCCCCGGGGACUAGGGCCCCCCGGUCGGGACUGGCCCCCGAGGAGGUGGGGAGAAGGCUGGCAGGGCCACGGCCGACAGAUCCCCCCUCCCCAGGGCCCUCCAGAGCCAACCUGGGGCCCGUUCUGGCAGCAGGCGGAGAGGGGCAGCCCUCCCAUCAGCCCCCAGGGUCGGUGGGCAGCCGGCUGCCCCGGGGGCGGGGCGGGCAGGAGUCCUGGGGCCUGGCCUUGGGGAGAGGCCGGGUGA